This is a messenger RNA of Artibeus jamaicensis (Jamaican fruit-eating bat), 6307 nucleotides long. It is a transcript of the gene RAP1GAP2, whose product is annotated as RAP1 GTPase activating protein 2. Gene Ontology annotation, molecular function: GTPase activator activity. Gene Ontology annotation, biological process: regulation of small GTPase mediated signal transduction; activation of GTPase activity. Lineage: Eukaryota; Metazoa; Chordata; Mammalia; Chiroptera; Phyllostomidae. The transcript has 24 exons. The coding region runs from base 36 to 2234 and encodes 732 amino acids. The record is from RefSeq and is a predicted model, not a curated record. Gene Ontology annotation, cellular component: cytoplasm; plasma membrane.
CUGACCUUGAGUCUCCUUCCAGGAUCGACAAGACCAUGCUGGCAAGCCUGAAGGUCAAGAAGCAGGAGCUGGCCAACAGCUCAGAUGUGACUCUCCCAGACCGGUCUCUGUCCCCUCCUCUCACUGCACCUCCCACCAUGAAGUCGGCGGAGUUCUUCGAGAUGUUGGAGAAAAUGCAGGGGAUCAAGCUUGAAGAGCAGAAGCCGGGACCCCCGAAGAACAAGGAUGACUAUAUCCCGUACCCCAGCAUUGACGAGAUUGUGGGGAAGGGAGGCCCAUAUCCCCUGGUCGUCCUGCCCCAGUUUGGGGGCUACUGGAUCGAGGACCCAGAGAACGUGGGCACGCCGACCUCCCUGGGCAGCAGCGUCUGCGAGGAGGAGGAUGAAGACAGCCUCAGCCCCAGCACCUUCGGCUACAAGCUCGAGUGCAAGAGUGAAGCCAGGGCCUACCGCAGGCACUUCCUAGGGCAGGAUCAUCUAAACUUUUACUGCACCGGCAGCAGUUUGGGGAACCUGCUCCUGUCCAUCAAGUGCGAGGAGGCGGAGGGCAUUGAGUACCUUCGGAUUAUUCUCAGGUCCAAAGUGAAGACAGUGCAUGAACGGAUCCCCUUGGCAGGUCUGAGCAAGCUGCCCAGCAUCCCUCAGAUUGCGAAGGCUUUCUGUGAUGAUGCAGUGGGACUGAAAUUCAGCCCUGUCCUGUACCCCAAGGCCUCCCAAAUGAUUGUGUCCUAUGAUGAGCAUGAUGUCAAGAACACUUUCAAAUUUGGAGUCAUUUAUCAGAAAGCCAGGCAGACCCUGGAGGAGGAGCUGUUUGGGAACAAUGAGGAGAGCCCAGCUUUCAAGGAGUUUUUGGAACUGCUGGGGGACACGAUCACCCUGCAGGACUUUAAAGGUUUCCGAGGAGGCCUGGAUGUGACCCACGGACAGACGGGGGCGGAGUCAGUGUACACGAUAUUUCGGGACAGGGAGAUCAUGUUUCACGUCUCCACAAAGCUGCCCUUUACCGAGGGAGACGCCCAGCAGCUCCAGAGAAAGAGACACAUUGGCAAUGACAUUGUGGCCAUCAUCUUCCAAGAAGAAAACACACCGUUUGUCCCAGACAUGAUUGCCUCCAACUUUUUACAUGCCUACAUCGUAGUGCAGGCUGAGAGCCCGGGCACGGAGACCCCGAACUACAAGGUCUCGGUCACUGCGCGGGAAGAUGUGCCUGCCUUCGGUCCACCUCUGCCCAGCCCUCCUGUUUUCCAGAAGGGCCCGGAGUUCAGGGAGUUUCUGCUCACCAAGCUCACCAAUGCAGAGAAUGCUUGCUGCAAGUCGGACAAGUUUGCAAAGCUGGAGGACCGGACGAGGGCUGCCCUCUUGGAUAACCUUCAUGAUGAGCUUCAUGCACGCACACAGGCCAUGCUGGGACUGGGCCCAGAAGAGGACAAGUUUGAGAAUGGGGGCCAUGGGGGAUUCCUGGAGUCUUUUAAGAGGGCCAUCCGCGUGCGCAGCCACUCCAUGGAGACUAUGGUGAGCAGCCAGAAGAAGCCGCAUGGCGGGGGUCUCCCCGGCAGCCUCAGCGGGGGCAUCUCCCACAACAGCACGGAGGUCACCAAGACCACCUUCUCGCCUCCAGUGGCAGUGGCGACUGCAAAGAACCAAUCACGGAGCCCCAUCAAGCGGCGGUCAGGCCUUUUCCCCCGUCUGCACACCGGCUCCGAAGGCCAAGGGGACAGCCGGACACGAUGUGACAGUGCAUCCAACAACCCCAAGGCUCUGGAUGGCGGGCACUCUUCUCAGGAGAUAAAGUCUGAGACCUCGUCCAAUCCCAGCUCUCCAGAAAUCUGCCCCAAUAAGGAGAAGUCCUUCAUAAAGUUGAAGGAGAACGGCCGUGCCAACAUCUCCCGCUCUUCCUCCAGUACCAGCAGCUUCAGCAGCACGGCAGGGGAGGGCGAGGCCUUGGAGGAGUGCGACAGUGGGAGCAGCCAGCCGUCCACCACCUCUCCCUUCAAGCAGGAGGUGUUUGUCUACAGCCCGUCCCCCAGCAGCGAGAGUCCCAGCCUGGGGACAGUCACCACUCCCAUCAUCAUGAGCCGGAGUCCUACAGAUGCCAAAAGCAGAAAUUCCCCGAGGUCAAACCUGAAAUUCCGCUUUGACAAGCUCAGCCACGGGAGCUCCAGCUCGGGAAGCCCCGAUUCUGUCUCGGAGAAGGCUCCUGUCCUAGCAGUUUGGGGGUGCCAUUCACUACUAUGACUGUCACAGGCCUGUUGCCCUGCCUGCCCACCAGACCAGCUGUCUCUCCCAGUGUCCAGACCUGGCCACAGUGGCCCACCCCUUUGCCAGGACACCCUGCCAACGCCUCCCCUUCUCUGGACAAAGCCUCAUUCCUCCAGUCUCCCCUGCUUCUGACCACCCCCUGUGCCGUGUAUCUGGGGCAUUUGUUGUCUUGUUUUUGCCUGCAGAGGCAAGUGUUGGGCAAGGGGGAACCUGGGUACUGGGGCCUUGGAGAGGCAGAGAGCACAGAGGGGUGGGGAGCGCAGGCCCACAGCAGGGCUGUGUCCUGGGCGCAGCAGGCACAGUGAGUGCGUUCUUGCUGGUGGAGGGCGCACUCUUCCAGGAGCCCAUUUGUAGCCCCUCGGAGAUGUCCCAAUAGAAGUGGGCUCUGUUGCUCUCACGCCUCUGGAGCUCCCAGUGUCUGCUUGCUUCCCUGCCAGUCCCCCUCCUGCCGCCACAGGCCCAGGGCUGCCUCUGUCCCUGCUGCCAGCGCACGGCCAGGUGUGUAUGGGAGCGGGCACCACGCCCGUCCUCUUGGCUGAUUUCACGCAGGCUCCUGAUGGCGGCUGCUGGGGGAGAAGCCCUUUGUCGGUUGCUCCCCUCUGAGUGCGUAUUUGUCCCAUGAAGGGGAGGGCAGCCAGGACAGAGAAGGAAUCGGGGAGAGAGCCAGUGAGCGCCUGGGCCUUGGCAGGCGAGGACCUCAGGUGCUAGGGCGAGGCCAGGACCCAGGUCACUGCUGUCCGUGGAGGUUCGUGGAGUUACCCCAACCUAGCUCUUAUGUGGGGGGGAGAGGCGAGGUGGGGAUGACUCGGCAGGUGUGGUCGGGGCGACUGUGGGUAUAGAACUUAGGUGACAGGAAGGGGCAACCUCUGUCUGUUUCGUGUGGGGAGCUCAGCGCUGCCUGCGGGGCUCUUUCCAGCGACUAUGCCCUUCGGCUUUGUCAGGGUGGGAUCCCUUGCCCUCUUCCCCUUCCUGACCGACCUCCUGACCGCCUGUGGGCCUGUGGGCAGCUGUCACAUUAGAGGCAUUCCUGCAUCCUGGGCCCCAGCUGGGUGCAGUUCAGACACCACCUGCUGUCCACCCCUCAGCCAGAGAGACCCACCUCCCCUGGGGUGGGACAGCCCCUCCCCGCUUCUCACCACCCGAGUCUGCAGGUGGUUUCUGCAGACCUGCCCUGGUGGGGUUUAAGGCCUGGUGUCCUCCAGGUGAAAACAGUCUGAAGAGCAGACCCUUGGAGGUGCUGCAAUUUCAAGUGCGUGUGGGGCCUCUGGGACACAGGGCUGCACGCUGGCCGGGCUCCUGCCUUAAUGGACAGGUGAUAAGAGUUUCCGACUAAAUGCUUUAUUUGCAUCGGAUCUGGGCUUAUUCCUAAAGUCGAGGCAGACAAACGUUACCCUUGUUUUUGACUGAUGUGGCCAUUUCCCCAUUGCUUUUUCAAUUAGAGCAAAACCUCAAUCCUCUGCUGCCCUGCUCCUGUGGACUUGGUGGGGCCCGGUCUGCGGGCUGGUGGACCUCUCCCCUCACAUUAUUUGGGGAAUGUGUUUACUUAAAGUACUAGUCCAGUAGAAUUUAUUCUAGUUAGAAGGUCAACAGAUGUCUGUUUAGAUUUUAUGACCAAUCACCAUGGCAGCGCCCACUGCUGGAGUGAGGCCCGCGGAUGUGGCAGCAUUCUGCUGGCUGAGUUUCUGAAGGAACUUGGAAGGUCAAACUGCAUUUCUUUAAAAACGGUUCCAGGGUUCUGGCUUGCUUCUCUGGAUAGCUGGUACUCACAGCUGCUCUGUGGUUGUGCUGUGCUGUGUCAUGGUCUGGGGGUCUUCUGGGGUUCCAGGUGGCCCCUGCUCCAUCCUACUCGGGAACCUCAGAGCCCGCUCCAUACCCUGUGCCCGCUGCAGCUCCCACCUGCUGGGAGGGCUUCACACCUGCCUCCGCCAGGGAUUAGCUGGGCAGUGACCAGGGAGGCCGAGGGGUGCAGGUCUUCCCUGAGCUUCAAAGACCUGAGAGGGGGCGUCUACCCUCUGUUUGCUAAUGGAGGUGCUCUGGGAAGGACCUGAACUGCCCCUCCCUCUGUGUACUGCUUGACCAUCCCUAAAAAGUUCAUCCUAUGGCUUCCUGAAUGUACAUGCCCAGCCCCCCUGAGGUCCCAGGGCUGAGGGGGGAGAGGAGAACCAGGACCCGGCAGGCUCUGCUCCCCACUCUGGACCUGGGUGCUGCCUUCCCCACAACCCCCUUGUUUCUGCUCGGGCCCCAACUGUCUAUCCUUUCAUUGCUGUGCCCAGUCUUGGGGCUCGGAAAUUUGCUGAAGCCUCCUUGGUCCUCAUGGCCAGGCUCAUCCCAACGGUGCUCAUGCUGGCAUUUGAGGCAUCUUGCAUCUGGUCUCCGGACCAGUCCCUGGCUCCGGGAACUGCCUGACUCACAGACGAAACCAUGCUUGUCAGGCUCUCUGGGGCACCCCCACACCUCUGCUCAGGUGAUGCUUAAACGCAGGUGCAGAAAGAGCCUGGAGAGGUUUCUGUCAUGAAUGGAAAAUGGGGUUUCUUGAAAAAUACCCCAUGGUUUGGCCUUGUCAGUAUCAUCUUGAUGUCCAUGCCUUCUGGGCCCCUUGUAGUGUCUGAUCCAACCACAUCACCUUCCAGAUCAGAACCUCAGCUCCAAUGCAGGGAAAAAGAACUUGCUUGAGGUCACAUAAGCAGCUAGUGGCAAAGCUGGGAUUAGAACACACAGCCCAGGGCCCUUUCUUUGGCACCACCUACACGGUUGGUUCAGCAAGGGCUGCAUUUCCUGGGGUCCUGGCUGGGAGGUGUCCACAGUCAGGGGUGCUGGUGGGGCCUCUGACUCUGUUCCUUUCAUCGGGAGGGAUACUGGGAUUUUCAGUGACAGCCCCUGGGUUUGGAUGCAGCUUGGGCAAAGAAAGCAAGGAGAGAAGGCGGUUUCAGUGGCUUGUUCCUGGGUGACGUCGACCCUUCAAUCUGGUGUGCAAGGGGGUGGAGGCCAGGGCAUAGACGCAGUUAUCCAGCCCUUAGUUUCCCCUUUUUCAGUUAAGAAAAGUGUAAAUGAGAAGUCUUUGAUUCUCCCUGGUCCUUAAACAAAGGGGACAGUAAAAAUACAGACUCCAGUGGCGAGGCGGGAUGAGAGCCUGUUUGUUUCUUACCCUGACUGUUCAAGGUGCCAAUGCAAACACUACCUUCCUCCUUCCACUGAGAGUCAGCAGAGGCGGGUUUGUCGUGGGGGGGAGUGGGCAGGGUUCCAGCAGAGCCUAGGGCUGCGGGCGGCUGGCAGGGACCUGGCCAUGCAGCUGUACUCAGGACCACUCAGCUCCUCUCCCAGCCUGUGGCUGCCCCUUUCUCGAGGGCCAAGGGUGGGAGGCAGUGGAGUUUGCCUAGGUUGUCCCCGGCUGGGGGCUGGGUGGGGCAUUCUUCUGCAAACUCUGAUAUCUGUUUUACCACUAGCUCCUUGUCCUACCCACCCCAUGUCUCCCUCCUUUUAGCUGGGCCAUGUGCCCCUUUGGUGGGAAGGAGACAACCCCACUAGGGCCAGGGACAGGGGAGCCCUGCCUAGAGCAAGGCUGCUGGGGCAGUGGCUCUGUUCUGUGCCUUACCUGCCCUGGGGAGAGGGUGCAUGGCUGGACGACUGGAAUUUAAAUGCUGUUGUCUUUGAUUCUGUGACGUUUCCGCUUGGAAGGGUCAGUCCCCCGUUCCUGCUCCUUAGCAUGUGUGCCCACUCUCCCCUGUCAUGGCGUUCCCCUUCCGCACUCCAGCCGGGGAAUGCUGACGUGGCAGCGUGCAGAGAUCCCUCGUUGUGACUGAACCUUAGAGCUGCAGCUUGGAGAUGCUGAUCACGUGGUGAUGACUUUCCUUCCUCUCCUCUUCGAGGGGAGGGAUUCGUAGACCCUGACUGCCUAUGUAAUGUAAAUAGUGUACAUUUAAUUUAUUGCUAUGGUAGCACAUUGUAUUUGUUAAUGUAUAAAACAAAUUCUAAAAGGUUGAGAAAUGUAUAUUUUGUUGCUUAAAUGUGUCUUUGCAGAAAUUGACAAUAAAUAACAUAUUUUGUGUCCA